Salpingoeca rosetta is the source of this 2258-nucleotide messenger RNA. RefSeq lists its product as uncharacterized. Bases 252 to 2258 code for a protein of 668 amino acids. Gene Ontology annotation, molecular function: small GTPase binding. The transcript has 19 exons. Lineage: Eukaryota; Choanoflagellata; Craspedida; Salpingoecidae. Gene Ontology annotation, biological process: protein import into nucleus. Gene Ontology annotation, cellular component: cytosol; nuclear envelope. The record is from RefSeq and is a predicted model, not a curated record.
CGAAAGACGAGGGAAGCAGAAACACAGAGAGCACACACAGAGAACUGAACGACAUUUGGCAACUGACACGCAGCAGACGCGAACGACACUGAGGACAACAAGCAAGAAGUGAGCAGCAACCCAGCGACGGGAGCAAGUGCUGGAGGCAGAGCAGGUUGGGGUUGCUAGGGUUGGUUGGCGUACUGGCGAUGUGCAUUCGAUCGCUGUGAGGAAGAAGGAAGGAACAUUCAAGUACGUGUGACGGGAGUGAGAUGGAGGAUGCAGUUGAUCCUGGGGAAUUGGCUGCAACGCUGGCAGCGACGAUGAGUGCAGACCAGGCAGAGAUCGCCCGCGCGGAACAAGCACUGCGCGUCUUUGCAACCAGCCCAAACAGCUUUGCCUUAACUCUCCUCUUUCUUCAGCAGAGCCCAGACCAUGCAGCACUGCACAAGGCUGCCAUCAUCUCUUUGAAGAACUUUCUGGCCCUCCACUGGCAAGCGCUGUCUCAAGACACACAAACACAAGUCAUUGACAUGCUCUUCUCCAGUAUCUUCACUGCAGAGUCUAAGAGCAUUGCCAGGUUACUGGUUGCGUGCCUCGGCUUUGCGCUCGACACGUUGGAGCGCGCGCUUCAUGCCACACCGUUUGUCAUCCAAAAGGUCCAGCAGUACUGGGAAGAGGGUAACGAGCAGCAAGUCAUCACCUCCCUGCGCAGCCUCAAGGCGUGCGUGCGGGUGCUGGCCAUGCGCGAAUUCUCAGACAACGCAGACGUGCGCCAACAGCUGCAAAACAUCUUCAACGGGUGCGUGGAUCUGGUUGACCGCUGCUCCGGCGCGGCGUCAUUCGGCGUGCUCAAGAUCCUCAUGGGUCUCCUCCGCUUCAUUGCCAUCAGCGCAAAGACAACGGCUGCGCUGUUUUCGUCGCCAGAGAACGUUGAGCAGCUGCACCAGGCCCUGCUGAAGGUCAUCAGGGAGGACCAGUCGCUGGUGACGCCGGAGACGGAGCUGCUGUUCUGGAAGGCAAAAGCGCGCGCUGUCGACACAUGGAGCUUUCAAGUCCUUGACUGCUUUGAGAAUGCGGAAGGGAACGAAGAGACGAUGCAGCAGAUUCUCAUGACCGUUGCCCCCGACUACAUCGAGACGCUGCUGAAUCUGCUGCUUGCAUCUGCACCGACCGGGGACUGGUCCUCGCUUGAACUUCGCGCUUACGAGCAAUGCAUGAGUACGACCAUGGACACGCUGGUGACGCAGGUGUGCAAACGGGAACAGCUGUUUGCCAUCCUGCGUGACCAAGAGGGGUGUAUCCCAACUCUCCUGGGACAGGUGCUGCUCGACCACCUCAAACUGCAGCCGUCAGACGAGGGGCUGUUGCACGAGAGCGUGACAGAGUUGGCGUACCGGAACAGCAGCGAGCUCAAGCUUGCCCUCUCAUGCCCGCACGGGCACGAUUCUGUCGACGAAUGCGAAGACGUUUGCUCUUUGUUCCAGACCCAGGACUUGCUUGCCGACAUCACAUCUCGCUCAUCAGCGAUGCGUCUUGUUCGGGAGCUGCUUAAACUCAGCAAUGCAGAGACAGUUGAAAACUACAUCCAGUACCUUCGCUCUGAGUUCUCUGCGUGUGAUCCCCGUAGCAUUGCGUCGUCAUCAUCGUCAUCGUCAUCACCAUCAUCGAUAGCAGCAGUGACGUCGCUCCUAUCUCGGCGCAUGGCGCUCACCCGCGCUGCCGCUGCUGCUGCCGAUGUGAUUCGCCACACCCUCCCCGCAGCCGCAGUCGACAUUGAGGACAUCACCCGCAACGUGUUGCACGAAGACGUGUUGUUGGACGGAUCUCCCAUUGCUGUUCAUCUCCGCGCCCUCGCCGCCCUCGUCAUCGGUCGCAUAGCGUCGCUGAUGCUUGCUCUGGACAGAUUUGACAUUUGGCGUGACUCUGUUGCCGUCCUCACACGUGCAAUGACAGACCCCGAACUCCCGGUCCGUGAGCACGCGCAGAUUGGGUUUGUGGAUGCUGUCUGCCACAUUGAGCUCUCCGCCAAGCUCAGAGACGUCGUUCCCUCGCUCCUCAAUGACCUGGCGGACCGCAUUGUUGCCCUCGACCUCGAUGCGACUGGGCAGCAGCUUGUUGUUGCGUUUACGGCGUGCAUCAACGCGCACAGCAGCCGGCUCGGCAGUCCUGGACCCGACAUGACCAACCCGGACCACGCCAUAGGUGGGGUGGAUACGGUGUUGGCGUUGAGAGGGGAAGGGGUGAUUGAUGAUGAAGUUGGUGGCUAUGUGUGUUGA